GCAUAAAUGACUUCAGUUAUCUGCACACAAACUGCUUUGAGCUAUCCAUCUAUGUUGGCUGUGACAAGUAUCCUCAUGAGAGUGAGUUGCCCGAAGAAUGGGAAAACAACCGCGAGUCCCUGAUUGUUUUUAUGGAACAGGUCCAUCGGGGCAUCAAAGGCAUAGUGAGAGACGUGCAUGGAAAGGGAAUCCCAAAUGCUGUUAUUUCAGUGGAAGGUGUUAACCAUGACAUUCGCACAGGAGCUGAUGGUGAUUACUGGCGUCUUCUCAACCCGGGGGAAUACAUGGUGGGCGUGAAAGCGGAGGGCUACACCACCGCCACCAAGACCUGCGAAGUCGGCUACGACAUGGGAGCUACCCAGUGCGACUUCACCAUCUCCAAAACCAACCUGGCGAGAAUCAAGGAGAUCAUGAAGAAGUUCGGGAAGCAGCCGAUCAGCCUGUCCGUCCGGCGGCUCAGGCAGAGGGCUCGGCAGUGGCCGCAGCAGCGAUAG
This is a messenger RNA of Leptosomus discolor (cuckoo roller), 494 nucleotides long. The record is from RefSeq and is a predicted model, not a curated record. NCBI's taxonomy places the organism in Eukaryota, Metazoa, Chordata, Aves, Leptosomiformes, Leptosomidae.